AUGUCUCAAGCCAAAGAGAUAGAAAAUCCAGCAAUCUUAAAAAGGCCAGUGGUAGAUCUUAAAAGAUCAUCAUCUGUCUUUGGGUCAGAUGGCACACAAAACUCACAAAAGCGGCCUAAGGUUCAACCAUCAAGUCGGCCAUCGGAUACUAAGUCCUCCUCUAUUAUUGUCAGUCACAGCAUGGGCAAGUCCAGCAACCAUUCUCGUAUACUUCUUCUACAACGCCUUGUUCGAGAAAUAUCAACCGAUUCUGAUCUCGCUGGUGUUGACUCGGAGAUUUUGGAUGCAAUUUCGAGGCUGGAUGACACGUUUCGUACGACGAAGAGUCAAUUGCCUUCCAAAGAUCCUUCCAUAGCUGGUGAGGUCCCAAUAUCACGCCACCCAGAUCACAGUCCCAAGUCGGUCAAUGGCUCGUUUGGCCUUGAGCUCCCCCCUAUCAUGGAUCACAAGCUUGAACUUGCUGUCUUUACCCAUCCAGCUCUUAGCAACAAUAAAAACACGACCUACGACCGACUCGAGAUCCUAGGCGAUGCAUACAUUGAGCUGAUUGCAACCAAACUCGUCUGGGAGAGAUUUCCAGAUUUACCAGCAGGUCGGAUAUCACAGAUUCGGGAGAUGCUUGUUAAGAAUGAGACACUUUCGGGCUUCGCAGAAAGCUUUGGUUUGGACCGCAGGGUUGCUGUGCCGCCAAACUACAACACCCCAUCAAAGCGAUGGACCAAAACAAAAGGCGACGUAUUCGAAGCCUACGUCGCGGCAAUCAUACUAUCCGAUCCUGUCUCUGGCUAUGAAGUAGCCGAGCAUUGGCUAGCAGGUUUAUGGGUGCCAAUUCUCAAGAACUUGGGACAUCAGAAAGGGGAGUUACGCUCCAAGGAGGCUCUUGCUAAGAAAAUUAUGGGGAAAAGAGUCAAGCUUGAAUACAUAGAGGAGCGUCCAUCAAUUCAGCAGAAGGGCGGUACACAAAAUUUCUUCGUCGCGUUAUAUCUCACUGGGUGGGGAUGGGACAAAAGGUUUCUGGGUUCCGGUCAGGGUUUGAGUAAAGCAGCUGCAGGUGACGAAGCAGCGAAAAAGACGUUGCUGAACACGCCUCUGAUUCUUGAGAUCAUAUCAGCGAAAGAGUCAUGGGAGUCUAACUCUUAA
Molecule: messenger RNA, 1140 nt
Organism: Penicillium roqueforti
Lineage: Eukaryota; Fungi; Ascomycota; Eurotiomycetes; Eurotiales; Aspergillaceae
Product: ribonuclease III
Exons: 2
Coding region: 1-1140 (379 amino acids)
Biological process (GO): primary miRNA processing; regulation of gene expression; rRNA processing
Cellular component (GO): nucleus
Molecular function (GO): ribonuclease III activity; double-stranded RNA binding
Source: RefSeq, a predicted model, not a curated record